CGAAGAGUGCCAAUUCAACGAGGUUCCGGUUAGUUGGAGCCUGGAGAUUGUCGCGAGAAGAUGUGUUCCGUUGCGAAAAAAGCGCUUUGAUUGGGGUGUUUUACUUUGGUAUACAGCUUCUGGAUAAGUGAUGUAUGGACAAAUUAGUUGGGAAUGGGAUCUCUGGUGUGGAUUUCUUUGAAGUGGAAACUGGAGGCUGAAAGUUUUUGCUAGCCAUAAUUACACAAAGUUGUUUUGCGGGCCAUUCAACGUUAAUGGGGACGACGGAUGAUAUUAAUAGCAGGGUAAUGUGAGAACUAUCAAGGACUUAGCCACCAUUCAUUCGAGGAAGGUGGAAUUACAUCCCCAGGGGGCAGUACUGAGAGGAAGCCUUUUUUCUGCGUUGGCUUAGUAAAUGGAAAACCAUGCCCUGAAGGAAUGUUAACAUUUUUGUGUGAACUGAAAGCAAAAAAACACGAACUGCACCAGCAUCGUGAACCGAAGAGAAGAAGAAUAAGCAAAAAUCCAAAUAGUCUGUGCUGGGGGUGGAAAGCUUGAAGGUGUACACAAGGAUAACGACUAAUGCCGGACAUCUCUGGAGAGGCGUAGAAUGCUGGGAAAUAUUCGAGUGGAUAAAUAAGCAAAUAGAGAAAAAUCCCCUUCUCAGGACGUGAUACUAUAUUGAAUUGAAAUAGAGCGUGUGCGUUUUUAUCUGGUGGAAGCUGAUUCGGUACUUACACUAUAUUUGCCUUGCCGUGGGACGGGGCCAAGUGCCAAGUGAGGCAAACAACCUAAGAUAAGAGGAUAUAGGGGCACUCUCACACGAAGCGGUGGGGGUUUUGGACGGAGAGGUGUUUUUCAAAGCGGAACCAAGGACCUUUCCUCGGUGGAUACGCCUGGUGAACUCUCGCAGGCGGGCACACAUGCCGAAGUCUAGAAUAAUGUCCAAGGGAGUCGACUACCGAACGCUGACAGCACGUGGCAGUCCAUCGAGAAAUGUUCACAACUUUAAAAUACCCUCGAGGAAAGCCCGUUUCAAACUGGCCUUGAUAUUGAUCAGCAUUCUCCUGGUGUUCCUCUACAGUAUCAGUCUGCCGGCUUGGCUCUACAGCGGAGGAACUGGCAAUCCAUACUGGGAGGAGGCCUUCAUCACCAAAGAUGAUGAACAGCACUUCAAUUACAACAGUUCCUACUUUGUGAACACAGUGGGGUGCAAGAUGCCAAGUCUACCGAUCGUAGAUGAACAUGUUCAAAAGUUUCUCCAGAAGGUUGAACCACUGAACUGCACUUCGGCACUGAUCCAAAGCGACAGCAGCUCGAUUUGGUUCCAGCUAACCGAAGAAGAUAUCGAAAAGCAUUAUGAGCUUGGUAAUGCCAGCAUGAUUCAAUGCUGCUACCGUCCGUUUGAGCGUAAGUCCAACAGCAAUGUCCGGAUUGUUGGACAGGAGAUUUGCUUCGAGUAUGGCGAGCGGGUUGAAGUUGUUGUUGAGUUUAUAGCAGUUAUCUGCACUCAUCCUGCCAAAAAUCAACAAGUAUUCUAUAGGGACUACUUUGCAUUCGUGCCGUUAAAGCCGGCCGUCGAAGAGCGAUGUGAAAGCACGAGAAAUGAGCUCAAUGCCAGGUUUGGCGGAGAUGAUGAAAAGCUCAGCAUGAUGAUCUUGGGCAUUGACAGCGUGUCGCGGUUGAACUUCCAUCGUCAGAUGAAACUCACCGCGGAAAUGGUGAUUGAUCGAUUAAAAGGUGUUGAACUGUUUGGCUACAACAAAGUGGGCGACAACACGUAUCCCAACUUGGUUCCUGCCCUUACCGGUCUAGACGUAGAUGAGUUAUCAGCUGCAUGUCUUCCAUAUUCAAACAGCACUUUCGAUCUGUGCCCUUUCAUUUGGAAGAAGUUCAGAGAGGCAGGUUAUCGAACAUUCUACUCGGAAGACAGCAGUACGAUGGAGACCUUCAAUUACCUUAAGAAAGGUUUCCGUGACCAGCCCACGGACUACUAUCUGAGGAGUUUCUUCCGUCAGGCAGACUCUUCCAUAGGUUACAAUAAAAAAGUGAAUGCUAAACUCUGCUUGGGAGGUCGUAACCCAACUCAGAUAUUGGUUGACUACGCUCGGAAGGUCGUGUCGGCUAUGAAGAACCGUCUCAGCUUUUCGUUAUUGUGGGCCUGCACCAUGACGCAUGAUCUGCUUAACUAUCCUUCGCUGGUCGACGAAGACUACCGAGGUCUACUGGAGCACAUGGAACGAGAAGGUUUUUUGAACAAAUCUGCUGUUAUCCUUCUCAGCGAUCACGGCAUAAGAUGGGGCAGCUAUCGAAACACAUAUCAAGGCAUGAUGGAAGAGCGGCAACCGUUCCUUUACAUUCUUCUACCAAACUGGUUCGAACAUCGAUAUCCAUCAGCUUAUCGAAACCUCCGAAAGAAUCGACAGCAGUUAACAUCUCACUUCGAUCUAUACGAAACUUUGAAGGAUCUGUCCAACUUAUCCCUGCUGUCUCAAUCUGCGAUCAAGAUACGAUCACUGGAGUUACUUGAAACCAAACCGGUUCCCAGAGGAAUAAGUCUAUUUUUGCCGAUCUCUCCAACGAGAACCUGUGAAGAUGCCGGAAUUGCACCGCAUUGGUGCACUUGUCAUGAUCACAAACCGAUCGUUACUAACGACUAUCGCGUGGUCGCCGUUGCUCGCUACACCGUUGAUCGCUUGAACCAAAUGCUCAAAAAGUACCCCCAGUGUGGCACGUUGCACCUUUACUCGAUUGAGGAUGCCAGCCUAGGGGUGUCUACGGAGGAGAUCAUAUCGAAGAAACCGAUCAACCAAUUCAGUGACAUUAGCGUCCGAUUUCUGACAAGGCCGGGCGAGGCGGAGUUUGAGGCCACAGUUCGAAUCGAUUCUUUCAAUCGGAGCUCGCUUACGGGAAGCGUCAGCAGAACGAAUCUCUAUGGAAAGCAAAGUUACUGCGUGGAUGACUACCGAAUGAAGCUUUACUGCUUUUGUACGCGAUAGAAAACAAACAUAUAGCGACAAUA
Aedes aegypti (yellow fever mosquito) is the source of this 3001-nucleotide messenger RNA. RefSeq lists its product as uncharacterized. The record is from RefSeq and is a predicted model, not a curated record. The transcript is spliced from 3 exons. The coding region runs from base 903 to 2978 and encodes 691 amino acids. NCBI's taxonomy places the organism in Eukaryota, Metazoa, Arthropoda, Insecta, Diptera, Culicidae.